Molecule: messenger RNA, 2059 nt
Organism: Salvia hispanica
Lineage: Eukaryota; Viridiplantae; Streptophyta; Magnoliopsida; Lamiales; Lamiaceae
Product: SOS3-interacting protein 1
Biological process (GO): signal transduction; protein phosphorylation
Molecular function (GO): protein serine/threonine kinase activity; ATP binding
Source: RefSeq, a predicted model, not a curated record
UUGGUGGCGUCCACAGUUCUGGGGACACAAUACCGAACUCAGAUUCGAUCUUCUUUUAUUUGCAAUCACAACUCACAGCGUAGCUUUACACCAACAUCACGAGCUCUCUCUCUCUCCCUCUCUCUCUCUCUGCGCGGGGAAAACACAAAUCAAGUUAUCACCGAACUUUUCAGUUUCUCCCUUACUGGUCUUCUGAAAGAGAGGAGUUGGGGUAUGCUGAAAAAUGUUCUUGCAGAACUGGACUCAUAAUUCCAAGGAUUACAAAGACUUGGCCUUAUAUGAGUUGCUGUUCGUUCACGUGGACGAGAGUGAAGAAGAUAGAGUGUACAGCGUGCAUGCUUUUUAUUCAAGAUCAUUGUCAACUACUGAACUCCCCGCUUCUUUGAUAGGAAUCUUGGGUGAAGAUGGUUGAGCCCUUCAUCACGUUCCACGGCCUUCAUAAUUUAACUCUUCAAAGGCGAAUAAGGAAUAGAUUAUUAUAGUGUUUUUUUUCUGUAGUUUCUCAGUAUGGAUAGUAAGAGUAAUGUGUUGAUGCAUAGAUAUGAGUUAGGAAGGUUAUUAGGGCAAGGCACAUUUGGAAAAGUUUAUUACGCAAGGAGUCUACAAACGGGACAGAGUGUAGCCAUUAAAGUUAUAGACAAGGAAAAGAUUACAAAGGUGGGGAUCAUAAAUCAAAUCAAGAGGGAGAUAUCGAUUAUGAGAUUGGUCCGGCAUCCUUACAUUAUUCAUCUUUACGAGGUGAUGGCUACCAAGACAAAGAUCUACUUCGUGAUGGAAUACGCUAAAGGAGGCGAGCUAUUCAACAAAGUCGCGAAAGGGAGGCUAAAGGAAGAUCUAGCACGGAAAUAUUUCCAUCAGUUGAUAAAUGCAGUCGACUUCUGCCAUAGCAGGGGCGUCUACCACCGGGAUUUGAAGCCUGAAAACAUAUUGUUGGACGAGAAUGAGAAUCUGAAGAUCUCCGAUUUUGGUUUGAGCGCGCUAGCAGAAUCAAGGCGCCAAGACGGUCUUCUCCACACGACGUGUGGGACACCUGCCUACGUCGCCCCUGAAGUGAUCAGCAGGAAGGGCUAUGAUGGCACCAGAUCCGAUAUCUGGUCUUGUGGGGUGAUUCUUUUUGUUUUGCUGUCUGGAUAUCUUCCAUUUCAUAGCUCAAAUUUGAUGGAGCUGUACAGAAAGAUCGGGAAGGCCGACUUCAAAUGCCCUAAAUGGAUCUCUCCCGAAGCGCGAAGGCUGCUUUUAAGAAUAUUGGAUGCGAAUCCAAUGACUCGGGCUUCAAUUGCGAAGAUCAAGGAAAGCACUUGGUUCAAGAUGGGAUUGAGCUCUAACUUAGAAGGCAACGAUGCUGAAAGCAGCACGUCCACGAGCCAGCACGACAGUACAUCUCCAGACAACAGACUCGCGAACCUUAAUGCGUUCGAUAUCAUAUCCCUCUCAGCUGGAUUCGACCUAUCCAGACUGUUUGAGGAGCCUUCAGUAAAGAAAGAAGCUAGAUUCAUUUCACUGAAGCCCGCCUCUGUCAUCAUAUCGAAGCUGGAAGAACUCGCCAAGCGCAUGAAGCUCAAGAUAAGUAAAAAGGACGCUGGGUUGUUCAAGUUUGAAGGAACCGAAGAAGGUAGAAAGGGGUAUUUGUCGAUUGAUGCAGAGAUCUUCAUGCUCACACCAGCCUUUCAUAUGGUUGAGAUCAAGAAAACCAGUGGAGAUUCGCUGGAGUAUCAGAAUAUGUUUGACGAGUCUAUUAGACCUGGCCUGCAAGACAUUGUUUGGGCUUGGCAAGGCGAACCACAGCCUCACCCCGAGCCCAACCGGCAACAGGACGAGCUCCUACUGCCAUCAUCAUCGUCAUCAUCAUCGCAGGAGCAACAUUCGGAGCAGCAGCCAAAUCAAGAUCACUUACAGCAGCAGCUGUUGCUGCUGCAAGAACAACUGCCUUGAUCUUCUCCAACUGGCAAGUUUCUUGGCAUUCUCCUACUUUAUUUUUUUUAUUCGAAUGUAGCAUUCAGGUAACUAUUGAGUAUUGGAAUGAUUUUUUUUGUUUAACACAUAAAUCAUGAUCCUGUGC